AGUCAGCAUGGACAUGAAUUUGUCAGCGCGUUGUGCUUUGGUUCUUUUUCUGUUGGCAUUUGUAGAUUUGAAAAUAGUCUCUGCUGCAGAAACGGGAGGCAUAUCUACAGCAAAGCCUGGAGUGUGCCCUCGUAGACGAUGGGGCAUAGGGAUAUGUGCAGAGUUAUGUUUCAAUGACAGUGACUGCCCCAAUGAUGAAAAAUGCUGCCACAAUGGAUGUGGGCAUGACUGCAUUGCACCUUACACAGCAAAGCCUGGAGUGUGCCCUCGUAGACGAUGGGGUUCAGGGACGUGUGCAGAGUUAUGUUCCAAUGACAGUGACUGCCCCAAUGAUGAAAAAUGCUGCCACAAUGGAUGUGGGCGUAACUGCAUUGCACCGACACAGGACAAGCCUGGAGUGUGCCCUGUUAGACGAUGGGGCAUAGGGAUAUGUGCAGAGUUAUGUUUCAAUGACAGUGACUGUCCCAAUGAUGAAAAAUGCUGCCACAAUGGAUGUGGGCAUAACUGCAUUGCACCGUACACAGCAAAGCCUGGAGUGUGCCCUCGUAGACGAUGGGGUUCAGGGACGUGUGCAGAGUUCUGUUCCAAUGACAGUGACUGCCCCAAUGAUGAAAAAUGCUGCCACAAUGGAUGUGGGCAUAACUGCAUUGCACCGACACAGUGAAGCCCGGUCGCUGUGUCCUGCCCUACGGGACCUACAUGUGUGCCGAGUACUGUUACAAAGAUGGCCAGUGCCCCGAGGAACAGAUGUGUUUCUGGAUAUGUUGAUUCUAUGCCUGCAGUGAGCCAUUGAAGCUUUAUUGGAAAUUCUUAUUAGUUAUAAGAAAUAAGUUGAAAAUACAAAUCAUUACAUGUACAAUUAUGUCUAUGAAAACUGAUGAUUUUAUGCAAUAAUAAAUAUGAAAAAUGAUCAUAGCUUUUAUGGAAACUGGACAAUUUUCAUGGGCAGUAUGUGAAUUGACAAACGGCAGUAUGUGAAUUGACAAACUCAUGUGGACUGCUGAAUUUGAAUAAAACAA
Oncorhynchus gorbuscha (pink salmon) is the source of this 1019-nucleotide messenger RNA. RefSeq names its product perlwapin-like. Gene Ontology annotation, cellular component: extracellular region. Gene Ontology annotation, biological process: innate immune response; antibacterial humoral response. The record is from RefSeq and is a predicted model, not a curated record. Gene Ontology annotation, molecular function: peptidase inhibitor activity. The transcript is spliced from 7 exons. The coding region runs from base 8 to 664 and encodes 218 amino acids. Lineage: Eukaryota; Metazoa; Chordata; Actinopteri; Salmoniformes; Salmonidae.